Messenger RNA from Zychaea mexicana, 765 nucleotides. RefSeq lists its product as uncharacterized. Gene Ontology annotation, cellular component: membrane. Lineage: Eukaryota; Fungi; Mucoromycota; Mucoromycetes; Mucorales; Lichtheimiaceae. The transcript is spliced from 4 exons. The record is from RefSeq and is a predicted model, not a curated record. The coding region runs from base 1 to 765 and encodes 254 amino acids. Gene Ontology annotation, biological process: protein transport.
AUGACAUCCUAUUAUCAUUUCGAACAUCCUAUCGCAGAUGAUCCUCUCAAUAUCACAUAUCAGAAUCCUGCAAUAGCAACGAAGCUCCAAGCUCACCAAAUGGCAGACGACGACGACGAUGAUAGUAUUAUCCAUUAUCCGAUCGACACUUCCGGCGCAUCUUACUAUCAAAUAAUGGACUUUAGUCAUGAUCCAUUCCAGGAGAAAACAACAAACGGUCCUUAUGAUUAUCAUGACUACUUUGAUUCAACCAGCGAGUCGACCCUAUCCCUCGAGCAAGCAGACGACGACGACGAACGUGUAUAUUAUGAAAAGGACGACGGACUACUGGAUCAGGAACAACAACACGAUAUUGAAUCGCUAAAUGACCAUCAAGCUACAACAACUACUUUUAAAACAAUGCCUUUGGAAUGCCGAUCCAUGGUUCGAUGGGUUUACUGUGAAUGGCUUGGCUUCUGCAUCACGCUCCUGAUCAACUUUUCAGCUUGUCUUUCUUUGGCGUUUUAUCGACCACCGUUACUCUUCAAUAACAGCGUACAGCUCUCCUUGGGUCUUGCAGCUAUUGAAGGAAUAAUGUGCGCUAUUACCAGCUAUUUCCUGUGGCAGCGACCUGCAAGUAAUGCAUAUAUGACAAAUGAUGCCAUGCACUACAGAACUGGAAGUGCAGGUGUCGUGCUACUAUUGGCUCUGUUCUCAGAAGGCGGCUCUAUUGUCUCGACAGUUCUGACAUUUCUGGCGUCCAUGUUUGUAUUAUUUGGAAUGUGA